GGCCUGGUCUGAGCUUGGUAUGUUCUGCCAAGGAGCCCUGCUGACCAGAGGGGGCUGGGCACCCCCAGAGGUGAGCUGGAGGUCAGUAUGGCAUGACGUGUGGCUGCCAUGUGGGUGGCCCAGCAGGGACCCAGGGCCCACCAGCAAAUAACUCCCUAGAACCCUAGUGAGGGCAGAAGGGGAGCCAGCACGCCUAAUAGGACUGUUUGCUCUUAGGGCCCCUAGGAGACUAAUUUGGGAAACCUGUGUCAGGAACUCUUGUUCUCUCCUAAAAACAGGAAAGAUCUUGAGGGUGUCUCAGAACAGGAAGGACACAGAGAUACCAGCACCAGCAACCCCCAGCCCCAUACAUACACACAUAGCACAGAGCCGGCUGGGCACCGUGGACGCACCCCCAGGCCGCUGUGGCCCCAGCCCCGCCUGACAGGAUGAGCGGUUCAGAUGCGGGGCUGGAGGAGGAGCCAGAGCUCAGCAUCACCCUCACACUUCGGAUGCUAAUGCAUGGAAAGGAGGUUGGCAGCAUAAUUGGGAAGAAAGGAGAGACUGUAAAGCGAAUCCGGGAGCAGAGCAGUGCCCGGAUCACCAUCUCUGAGGGUUCCUGCCCCGAGCGCAUCACCACCAUCACUGGGUCCACAGCAGCCGUCUUCCAUGCAGUCUCCAUGAUCGCCUUCAAGCUGGAUGAGGACCUUUGUGCUGCUCCUGCAAAUGGUGGAAAUGUCUCCAGGCCUCCGGUGACCCUGCGCCUUGUCAUCCCUGCAAGCCAGUGUGGCUCACUGAUUGGGAAGGCUGGCACCAAGAUCAAGGAGAUUCGAGAGACCACGGGUGCCCAGGUGCAGGUGGCGGGAGACCUGCUCCCCAACUCUACAGAGCGUGCUGUCACUGUGUCCGGGGUACCUGAUGCCAUCAUCCUGUGUGUGCGCCAGAUCUGUGCUGUUAUCCUGGAGUCCCCACCCAAAGGAGCUACUAUCCCAUAUCAUCCAAGCCUCUCCUUAGGUACCGUCCUUCUCUCUGCCAACCAGGGCUUUUCUGUCCAGGGUCAGUAUGGGGCUGUGACCCCAGCUGAGGUCACCAAGCUCCAGCAGCUCUCGGGCCACGCAGUCCCCUUUGCCUCACCCAGCAUGGUGCCAGGACUGGAUCCUGGCACACAGACCAGCUCACAGGAGUUCUUGGUUCCCAACGAUCUGAUUGGCUGCGUGAUCGGGCGCCAGGGCAGCAAGAUCAGUGAGAUCCGGCAGAUGUCAGGGGCACAUAUCAAGAUCGGGAACCAAGCAGAGGGUGCUGGCGAGAGGCACGUGACCAUCACUGGUUCCCCUGUCUCCAUCGCCCUGGCCCAGUACCUCAUCACUGCCUGUCUAGAAACGGCCAAGUCUACCUCUGGGGGGACGCCCGGCUCGGCCCCCACAGACCUGCCUGCCCCCUUCUCGCCGCCCCUGACGGCCCUGCCCACAGCUCCCCCAGGCCUGCUGGGUACACCCUAUGCCAUCUCCCUCUCCAACUUCAUCGGCCUCAAGCCUGUGCCCUUCUUGGCUCUACCACCUGCCUCCCCAGGGCCGCCGCCGGGCUUGGCGGCCUACACUGCCAAGAUGGCAGCAGCCAAUGGGAGCAAGAAAGCUGAGCGGCAGAAAUUCUCCCCCUACUGAGGCCGGCUGAGGCACAGGCGCAGGGGCAGGCAGGACCACCGGUAGGGGCUGCCUCUGCACCCUAUCUGCCCAAGGAGACUCCACCCUGGGGUCCCAAACACCACUAAUGCCCAGACGCAUGGAUGCACCCCCUACCCGGCCCCGGUUUGUGGGAGUAACUCCUCUUAGAGUGGGAGCAGUUUCUGGCCCAGGGUCUGGGGAACUGCAGCAGCUCCAGGGUAGGGGGCUCCACCCCCUCUAGCUCUAUGCUUGGAUGCAGGGAGCAUCCUUAGUGCCCUCACUUCAAAGGGUCACUCAUGCACUCCCCAUCCCUUAGGGCUUCCCAGUCUCCUGCUCCACUGUGGGGAUCAGGGAGGAGGGCUGGGGGGUGGCUGGGGGCCAUGCUUCUCUCCCCACCUCCCUGCAGAUUCCUGCUGCUUCCACUGAUACCCUUUUGACUGGAAUGGACUGGCUGGGCUUGGCAGAGGGCAACCCAAAGAGGGGACCCUGCUGGGCAGCUGGGGGAGUGGUGUGGAGGCAGGGGCCGAGUUCUCAGCAGCAGACACUCUGUACAGUUUUUUCAAUCCCUGUUUUUGAAUAAAUAUUCUCAGAGACCA
Prionailurus viverrinus (fishing cat) is the source of this 2236-nucleotide messenger RNA. It is a transcript of the gene PCBP4, whose product is annotated as poly(rC) binding protein 4. Lineage: Eukaryota; Metazoa; Chordata; Mammalia; Carnivora; Felidae. The transcript has 13 exons. Bases 429 to 1640 code for a protein of 403 amino acids. Gene Ontology annotation, biological process: negative regulation of mRNA splicing, via spliceosome. Gene Ontology annotation, molecular function: mRNA binding. The record is from RefSeq and is a predicted model, not a curated record. Gene Ontology annotation, cellular component: cytoplasm; nucleus.